Molecule: messenger RNA, 1418 nt
Organism: Zonotrichia leucophrys gambelii
Lineage: Eukaryota; Metazoa; Chordata; Aves; Passeriformes; Passerellidae
Gene: PARD6A
Product: par-6 family cell polarity regulator alpha
Exons: 3
Coding region: 74-1147 (357 amino acids)
Biological process (GO): centrosome cycle; establishment or maintenance of cell polarity; regulation of cellular localization
Cellular component (GO): nucleus; apical plasma membrane; cell cortex
Molecular function (GO): protein binding
Source: RefSeq, a predicted model, not a curated record
GCCGGUGAAAAUCCCCCGUGGCCGCGGGAGCGGCGGUGGCGGCGCGGCCCCGCGGCCCGGCCCGGCCCGCACCAUGGCCAAGCACCACCGCACGCCGGCGCGCUCCGCCGAGCCCGUCAUAGAGGUCAAGAGCAAGUUUGACGCUGAAUUUCGCCGCUUUGCCAUGAAGCGCUCCAGCGCCGGCAGCUUCCAGGACUUCUACCAGCUGCUGCAGACAGUGCACCAGAUCCCGCGGGUGGAUGUGCUCCUGGGCUACACAGACAUCCACGGGGACCUCCUGCCCAUCAACAACGACGACAACUACCACAAAGCCCUGUCCUCUGCCAACCCCCUCCUCAGGGUCAUCAUCCAGAAGAAGGCAGAGUCUGACGCCAGCGUCUUCGCCUCCAACUCCCUGCAGCGGAAGAAGAAGGGGCUGCUGCGGCCAGCGCACUACCGGGCCAAGCCUCACCUGCUGAUCGGGAUGCCCCAGGACUUCCGCCAGAUCUCCUCCAUCAUCGACGUGGACAUCCUGCCCGAGACGCACCGGCGCGUGCGGCUGCACAAGCACGGCUCCGACAAACCGCUGGGCUUCUACAUCCGCGACGGCGUCAGCGUGCGCGUGGCCCCGCAGGGCGUCGAGAAGGUGCCCGGCAUCUUCAUCUCCCGCCUGGUGAAGGGCGGCCUGGCCGAGAGCACGGGGCUGCUGGCGGUCAGCGACGAGAUCCUCGAGGUGAACGGCAUCGACGUGGCCGGCAAGUCGCUGGACCAGGUGACGGACAUGAUGGUGGCCAACAGCCACAACCUGAUCAUCACCGUCAAGCCGGCCAACCAGCGCAACAACGUCAUCCGCAGCAGCAAGGCCUCGGGCAGCUCCGGCGUGUCCACGGACAGCACCCCCAGCCAGCAGACCCCCAGCCCGGCCUCGCAGUACCUGAGCAACUACAGCACGGCCGAGAGCGACGAGGAGGGAGACCUGGUCAUCGAGAGCGACAGCGCCUCGCACUACAUCCCCGGGGGCUGCCCCAACGGGGGCCCCGCUGACGGAGCCCUGCGGAGGAGCCUGUCCCCACACAGCUCACGGGGCUCCCUGCAGUCCCUGGGCAGCCACGACGGCAGCCCUGGCAGGGGCAGCGCACGGGAGGAUGGCACCCUCCUCACCCUAUAGCCACAGGGGCCCGUGAUGGGGUUCUGCUGAUCUGGAUGUGGACACCAGGGUGAUGAUGUGGCCAGCGGGCAGGGGUGGAGAGGGGCUGCCCUCUGCCUUCUCCCACCCCCUGUGACCCCAGGAGCCCCACUGUGGGACCCACUCGAGCUGGGCACUGCCCCUCUGAGCGCCCUUGCCUCCUCUUCCAAGCAAGCAGGGGUUUUUAAUUGUUUUAUUGAAAUAUGCAUCAUUAAUAUAUUGCAAUGGACAGUAAAACUUUUUCUAGAAAGCA